UCUGUGUGUGUUGCUAAGACAUUGGAACGAUUAUGAAAAGAAUUCAGCAUCACCCCUGACCUCCCUCCUAAUACUCAUGCACAUGACCAUUAAAGCAGAUUGCAUGACUUAAACGUGGAAUAAGUGGGUUUAACAAGGGUUUCACUUAUAGCACACUGCUGUGGGAGCGGACUUGGGUGUUCAUUUGACACACUCCAACAUACACAACCCUGUGUGAACUGUACAGAGCCAUGGGGAAAAAUAAGCUGCCAGGAGUCCGUAAAGCUCUUGAUAUCAUUUCCCGUUCAGGGGUGUUGAGGCUCUGGAUAAAGUGUCGGAGUCCAUUGGACACAGGAAAUGGGCUCGCGAAUUGCGGCGAGGAGAACGGGAGGGUGUGCUUGCUCAUUGUUGUCAGUGUUUCCUCAGGGACCUCGGAACAACUCUUUCCCACCUGCAGGUCCUCUGGCUGGUCCGCUGCUGCCUGGCCGACUUGGAUGGGAUCCCCUCGCUCUCCUCUCUUAAGGAGCUGUACGUGGCCUACAACAACAUCUCUGACCUCAGUCAGGUCAGCAUGCUGGAAUGCCUGGAAGUGCUGGACUUGGAGGGCAACAACGUGGAUGAUCUUGUGCAGGUCCAGUACCUGGGCCUGUGCAGUCAGCUGAGGACCCUGACCCUGGAGGGGAACCCUGUCUGCACCUGCCCUCGCCCAGGGGCCUCAGAGACGGAGGAGUACAGCUACCGGUCGGUGGUGCGGGAGCUGGUCCCACAGCUGCAGUACCUGGACGACGUCCCGGUGGAGGAGGAGGAGGUGGCAGACAGCCGAGCUCCGGCCGAUGAGGACUUGGCCCUGCUGAAGGAGUCCAUUAAAGAGAAGGCCUCCAGCAGCAACCUGCAGUAUUUAGAGGACAGGGCUGCCAGUGCUUGCUCCCUCUCUAGACCCGGUUCUGCCCAGCGACCCGGUACGUCUCGCUGCCCCUCCAGUCGGCCAGGCAGCGCCAGAACUCUCUCCUCCCCAGGCUAUGGUUCCAGGCCUGGCUCAGGAGAAUCGGACCCGGCCGGUUCAGAACCUAACGCAAGCGAGUUAACACAUGGAGCAGGCCGCUUCUUGCUGUGUGGGAACCCUGUUCAGGCCCUUAGAGCUCGCAGACAGAAGACUACGUCCCAAGCACCGGCCCUCCCCUUUAACUCCUGCCUGUCGCCAGGCCAUGUUCCAGAGCACACGUAUGACACGUACGAUGCGUCGGAAGACCGAAACCGCAGUGACGUGUUCGCAGAGCUUCGCGCCUGGAGAAAAGAGCAUAACAAGCGGCUACUUUCCAUUGAAAAGGAUCGCCAGCCAGAGAUGAUGACCAUACUUCACAAUGAGGAAGACUAUGAUUACAUUAAGGACAUGGACGAAGAGGUGACAGGCCAAAGUCUAGCCAGUGAUCAAGAGGAAGAAGAAGACGAGGAGGAAAUACAAGAAAGUGGAGAUAAAACCAGCUGUAAACACUGGAGCAGCAUAGACUCACCUGAUUCCUCUUCCUUGUCUCUCUCUUCAGGUAACUCAGCCAAAUCUCCCCGAACCCAAACACUGCGAAUGAUUAAGUAUCAGGAAGAAAGAUGGGCCAAGUAA
Messenger RNA from Clupea harengus (Atlantic herring), 1594 nucleotides. It is a transcript of the gene lrrc56, whose product is annotated as leucine rich repeat containing 56. Lineage: Eukaryota; Metazoa; Chordata; Actinopteri; Clupeiformes; Clupeidae. The coding region runs from base 551 to 1594 and encodes 347 amino acids. The transcript has 8 exons. The record is from RefSeq and is a predicted model, not a curated record. Gene Ontology annotation, molecular function: protein binding.